CACUCGACUGGAAGACGCAGCUACAGCCCCAUUACACACAGCCAAUACUUAGUGUGCAAGCUAAGAAGCUCCAGUCGUUGUGGGCAGGAUACGGCGCGGUGAACGCGCUAAAAGUCCAGUUCGAUGGCGCGCCGAGCGUGCAAUUGAUAGCGAAAUCGGUGCACCCGCAGCGCUCCUCGGGAAUUUCACAUGAGCGUAAGGUAGCAAGCUACCGCUGCGAAGCGGAGUUCUACAAGCAGCACGCGCCGGCGCUAAUAAAGGCGUCGGGGCUCGGCGUGCCUCGGCCCUUGGUCGUGGAGUCGACGGCACACGGCUGGGAGUUCGUCCUCACAGACCUCAGCAUGGAUUUCCCCGAGUCCUCGGGCUGCCUAGACGACUCGCAGGUCCGCGCGGCUCUGGACUGGCUGGCUGCCUACCACGCCUAUUUCUGGGAGCAGCCCUCAGCACCUGCAGGCCUGCAAGAGCAGGGGUCGUACUGGUACCUGGACACGCGGCGAGACGAGUUUGCGCAGAUCGGCCGCAGCUGGUCUGACCUCAAAGCGGUGGCGGACAAGAUUGACGCGCGGCUCAAGACGUCCAACAAUGAGUUUAUGACCUGCAUCCACGGAGACAUGAAGUCUGAGAACCUGUUGUUCACUUCAGACGGCCGCCGCUGUGCCGCCUAUGACUUCCAGUACACAGGCCGGUCCUACGGCGUGCGGGACAUCGCGUACCUGUUCGCGUCCAGUGUGGACUCCUCCGACCUGGACUCCCGCGCCGACGACUACCUGGCCCACUACCACAGCGCGCUGGCGGCACGGCUGGCGGAGGUCAAGGGGCAGGCGGCGGCCGCCGAGGCCAUCGCGCGCUACCACCCGGCGGUUAUGCGGCGCCACUUUGAUCUGGCGCUGCUGGACUACGUGCGGUUCAUGGCGGGCUGGGGCAUGUGGGGUAGUGGCUGCGAUUGGGCCACAAGGCGAGCACGGGCGUUGCUGGGGCAGGGCGUGGAGCAGCUGCUGCGCGAGUAGCGGGGAAGCUGUGUGGUUUGGGUGGGGGUUUGGGGCGAGGGUGGGGUGAGAGUUGGGGGUGGCGGGUGGGGCAGGUUAAGGCGGUGAGGCGGGUUUGGUUGGGAGGUCUGGAUGGGACAGGGUAAAGGGCAGGGUGGCGUUGUCCCAACGAUCAUAGCGCAUUUCCAGACCCCGUCAUUGAGCAUUUGUAGUGGCGACGGCAAGGCACGAGCGCGUGGCUGGUAGAACGCCGGAGUUACGGAACUGUACCGACCACUCGCUGGCUUGCUGGCUUGUUGAUCCAGGCUGAUCCCGUGACACAGACAGUUUGUUGACGCGCAUUUCUACCUCGCGCUCCGGGCACCCGGCCAGGCGAUAGCACCAGUCACAAGGCACACACACCGCAACGCCGCACGUGUGAAGCGGAGUUGCAGCGCACCUGCAGGCAUGUGACCGAUGAUUGGUUGGGGGGCCUGUGUAACUGUGUUGUGGGUUGUGGCGACUGAUGACAGUCGCUUUACGUUCUGGUACUCUGGUAGUACAUGGCUGGUGGGGUAUUGAGCGUGUCUGUGCGCGAGCGUGGAGCAUGCAUAUAAGAAUGAUUGGAUGAUGUUGCGGAUGAGGUGAGGCAAGGCACGUCAACAUGUAAAGCCCUGUCGGG
Messenger RNA from Chlamydomonas reinhardtii, 1647 nucleotides. RefSeq lists its product as uncharacterized. The transcript has 7 exons. The record is from RefSeq and is a predicted model, not a curated record. Lineage: Eukaryota; Viridiplantae; Chlorophyta; Chlorophyceae; Chlamydomonadales; Chlamydomonadaceae. The coding region runs from base 342 to 1007 and encodes 221 amino acids.